AUGUCCCCCAUCCCAAAGCAAGCCGGCGACGGCAGCGGCUUCGCGGUCCCCAAGAUCCGCCUCGAGAUCCGCAACCUCUCAGACGCCGGGGCCUCCUCCUUCCUCCGCGCCGUCCACGCCACCGACCUCCUCAACUCCGCCACCCGCAACGUCCUCCGCUGGCUCUACGCGUCCCCCUCCUCCCCCACCACCACCGUGCCCCCCACGCGCUCCGUCACCCUCAUCCUCAGGGACAUGGACGGCGUCGCCUACACCACGGGCUCCGACCUCGACAACGACCAUAAAGAGGUCCACUUCUCCACCAGGUACAUCGCCGCCAUCGGCGCUGACCGGGUCGCCGACGAGAUCACGGGCGUGGUCACCCACGAGCUCGUCCACUGCUUCCAGUACAACGCCUUCGGGACCUGCCCGGGCGGGCUGAUCGAGGGCAUCGCCGACUGGGUGCGCCUGAACUGCGGGUUGAGCCCGCCGCACUGGAAGCGCGAGGCUGGUGGGAAGUGGGACGGCGGGUACCAGCACACGGCCUAUUUUCUCGAGUACCUCGAGAGCCGGUUCGGCGAGGGCACCGUCCGCCGCCUGAACGAGAAGCUGAGGAUCCAGAAGUACGACGAGGAGACCUUUUGGGUUGAGCUGCUGGGCCAUCACGUCACCAAGUUGUGGGAGGAGUACGGCGAGAAGCUCAAGGACGAGAAGACGGUCGUCGUGGGCAAGUAG
Messenger RNA from Clonostachys byssicola, 714 nucleotides. The record is from the annotation of a GenBank genome assembly. NCBI's taxonomy places the organism in Eukaryota, Fungi, Ascomycota, Sordariomycetes, Hypocreales, Bionectriaceae.